This is a messenger RNA of Strongyloides ratti, 981 nucleotides long. Its product is annotated as Alpha-(1,3)-fucosyltransferase C. Gene Ontology annotation, cellular component: membrane. Gene Ontology annotation, molecular function: alpha-(1->3)-fucosyltransferase activity. The record is from RefSeq and is a predicted model, not a curated record. The coding region runs from base 1 to 981 and encodes 326 amino acids. Lineage: Eukaryota; Metazoa; Nematoda; Chromadorea; Rhabditida; Strongyloididae. The transcript is spliced from 2 exons.
AUGCAUCGUUGGAAUGCAAAAUUAUUUGAAAAUUUUGGAUAUUGUUCUGAAACAGAAUGUUUUUAUACUGAUGAUAGAUCAUAUUUUAGAAUUGCGGAUGUCGUACUUUUUAAUGAUAAUUUUUAUAAUCCUAUAUUUGAUGGUAGUAAUAUCCUUGAAAGGUCAACAAAUUAUACCUUAUUUGUUAAUGUUAUUUCAGAAAGUUAUGUUAAUAUGAUAAAAAAACCAUAUUCAUUGUUAUUAAAUUAUCCUUUAAAUUAUUUUAACUUAACAUAUACUUAUUUAACAACUGGUGACAUAUUUUGGUCAUAUGGAUCAGAUAGAUGGUAUUUUAAUAAUCUUUCAACUUCCCAAAUUUAUGAUCAAGUAACUGAAUUAAACAGAAAAAUUUCUAAUAAGAAUAAAGAUGUUCUUUGGAUUGUCUCAAAUUGUAAUGCUCUUUCUGGAAGAUCAAUUGUCAUUGAAAAUCUUUCUAAAUACAUAAAUAUAGAACAAUUUGGUGAAUGUAAUAAUAAAAAACUAUCAUUAACAAUUAAUCAAAAAAAAAAUUUUUAUGAAAAAUAUUAUUUUUACAUUGCUUCUGAGAAUAGUGAUUGUAAAGAUUAUAUAACAGAAAAAUUUUAUGAAAGAAUUCUAUUUACUUCAAUUCCUAUUGUUAAUGUUAGAGAAUUUUAUACUAGAAAUGAUGUGCCACCAAAUUCUUUUAUAGCAUUUGAUGAUUUUUCCUCUCCAAAAGAGAUGGCAAAAUAUUUAAGAUAUUUAAUUUCUAACAAAACAGAAUAUGUAAAAUAUUUUUCAUAUAGAAAUAAUGGUUGGUUUCAAAAGCAAUCAAUAGAUUAUAGAUGUUCCACUUGCCAAAAAUUUAAAGAUUUUAUUAAAAGUGGUAAAAAAAGAAUAAUACCAGAUAUAUAUAAAUGGAUGGAUGAUAAUAAUUAUUGUCUUAAAAAAAAUUAUAUUCCAAAACUUUGGAAAUUGUUGUAG